GACUGCCCCGCACCCCCCGCCGCGGCGGGCCUCCCUCUUCUACCAGCGGCAGGGGAGGAAGCCCCGGGAGCGGUACCCACACGGCCACUCUGUGUCCCAGCCAUACUACUUCCCCGGGGUGAAAAUCCUGCCUAUUCCCGUGCUUUCCAACAACUACAGCUACCUGGUCAUUGACACUAGCUCUGGCCGGGCGGCUGCCAUCGACCCCUCUGACCCUCUGGCUGUGCAGGCUGCCAUUGAAAAAGAGGGUGUGAUGCUAGAGGCCAUAUUCUGCACCCACAAACACUGGGACCACAGCGGGGGGAAUGCGGAGCUCUGCCAGCAGCACAGCUCCUGCAAGGUGUACGGCAGUGCCCUCGAUUCCAUCCCAGACCUCACCAACCCACUUACAGACAGAGAGAAGGUGAGCGUGGGCUGCCUGCCCUUCCAGGCGCUUGCCACGCCUGGCCACACCGUGGGCCAUAUGGUGUACGUGCUGGAUGGGGAGCCCUUCGGCGGCCCCCACUGCCUCUUCUCUGGGGACCUGCUCUUCCUGUCUGGCUGCGGCAGGCUGUUUGAGGGCUCUGCUGAGACCAUGCUCGCCUCCCUGGACUUGGCCAUGGGCUUGGGCGAGGACACACUGCUGUGGCCAGGCCAUGAGUACGCGCUGGAGUGCCUGACCUUUGCUAGCCUCCUGGAGCUGGACAACCCCGCGCUGG
This is a messenger RNA of Nestor notabilis (Kea), 698 nucleotides long. RefSeq names its product paroxysmal nonkinesigenic dyskinesia (gene PNKD). The transcript has 7 exons. Gene Ontology annotation, cellular component: mitochondrion. NCBI's taxonomy places the organism in Eukaryota, Metazoa, Chordata, Aves, Psittaciformes, Psittacidae. The record is from RefSeq and is a predicted model, not a curated record. The annotation marks the transcript as partial. Gene Ontology annotation, molecular function: hydrolase activity.